Acytostelium subglobosum LB1 is the source of this 1899-nucleotide messenger RNA. RefSeq lists its product as hypothetical. Lineage: Eukaryota; Evosea; Eumycetozoa; Acytosteliales; Acytosteliaceae. The record is from RefSeq and is a predicted model, not a curated record. Bases 1 to 1899 code for a protein of 632 amino acids. The transcript has 2 exons.
AUGUAUCAUAAUCAACACAAGGAUGCCAAGUACCCUUCUACAUUGACAACAAUAAUAUUUGGUCCAAAGUACAAUCAAUGGAUCUUUGAUCGAACACCUCCACAGUCAGUGACAUCGUUGACAUUCGAUUGCUCCUAUGAACGAACGAUCAAUUAUGGGGACCUUCCGGGAUCACUCAAGUACUUGAAGCUCCCCUCAUACUCUGAAGAAGUGUCAUCCGGCAGGUUACCGCCAGGUCUCACCACCUUGAUCCUUGGUGGUGAGUACUUCCAUGAGCUCAGGCCCGGCACCCUGCCACAGUCGAUCACAUCACUCUCACUUGGCGAUGCAAGUGUAAAGGGUAUUAAGCCAGGCGUUCUCCCCUCCUCGCUUACUGAGCUCAAGUUGAGCAAGUUCAAUGCGAAUAUCAAGCCUGGAGUGGUGCCGACGGGCCUGCUCACAAUGACAUUUUCAUCGUAUUCCUCGUUCAAUGAGGAGCUCCCUCCAAGGGUGCUGCCACCGACACUCCAACUCUUGAGUCUGCCCCUAAAAUAUGAUCAACCAUUUUGCAUUGGCUCACUUCCAGAGUCACUCACUACGCUUAUCAUUCAGAGAGAUGAAAAAUGGGACAACAUAUACAGUCAUGCAUUUGAACCAGGUGUAUUACCUGCAUCACUCAAGACAUUCGAGCUACCAAAGUUCAGCAAGAUCGUGGAUUCAUCACCAUUCCCCGCCUUGUCAUUCUACACCGAGUUGGAUAAAGAGGAUAGAAAGUACGAGCGAGAGAAUGAGAAUGAUGAGUAUGGUGGAUAUGAUCGUCGUCGCAAAGUUGUCAAAGACGAUGAAGAUGAUGAUGACGACGAUGACGAUGACGAGAAAUAUGAUAGCAAAGAUAACCCACCUCCAUUGCCAAGCUCGAUCAAGACGUUGGUCUUCAAUGGAUACCUUCAGAAUGGUUACAUUCCAAACUCUGUCGAGAAAUUGUUAUUGAGGACGUGCAAUUAUAGAUUUGAAUCUGGUCACUUCCCUCAAUCAAUCAAGACGCUCGAAUUAGGUGUCUGCCUCCGCCAACCAAGAUUUCUUGAGUUAUCUCUCCCUCGUUCGUUCACUAAGCUCGUUCUUGGCAACUCCUACUCAGAACCCAUCACGCCUGGUAUCCUACCCGACUCAAUCACUCAUUUAGAGAUUGGCAAAAAGUACACAUCUGGCUAUGAGAAGGAUGCAUUGCCAGCGUCACUCACCUGUCUGAAGCUUGCUGGUGCACAGAAGAGUGGAAUCUUCCUCCCACCAAAGAAGUUAUUAUACCUGGCCAUAACCUCUCUUCCUCAGAUCCAUCGUGUCAAGGGCGGGGUGGACCAUCUCUCUGUGACCAAUGCCAGUCUGACGACCAAGGACUCGACGGCUGCGCCACUCCUGACACCAAUAAGGACACUUUCAAUCCGGGCUACUGGUACUGCAUUCAAAAAUCGAUCACAGUUCCUCAAGACUAUAUUCAGAAUUGUGCCCAAUGUUGAUUGCUAUGACAUUGCAGUUGUCAACAAGGCUGAAGAUGUGUGGAGUACACAACUUCGCAAAUUGGAUCAGUGGCGAUCAAUCAUUGUCACGGACCAUCAUACCAUUCAAUACUUCAACAAUGCACCUGUGGAGCGUGUUACUUACUUGGAGGAAUUGGUCAAACAAUUGAGCAAGGAGAAUGAGACACUAAAGACUGAGAACGAAGAGAUGCGGGCACAACUAGAUUCACUGAGGUCAUCAUCGUCAAAGAAACCAGCAAGGUCUACAAUCCCAGCUCCAUCAUUGAUCAAGAUCAAAGUCGAGGAUAAUCCAUCAGAUGAAGCCACGACCACCACAACGACUACAACUACCACAACCGCUGCAGUCAAGAGAGAACCUCUGUCCAACAAAAGAAGAAGGAAAUGA